UAUUUGUUAUUUCUGUUUCUCCCUCCCUCUCCCUUAUUUUUGUUAUCAAAGAAUUGCUGAGUCUCCACCUUCAUAGAAGAAGAAAGAAUCUUAAAUAUCGUUCUUCUUUUUGAUCUAAAAUUAUUUUUAUAUCGAGAUUUCUCUGUAAUUUUCCGGGAAAAUCUGGGAAAGCAAUUUCAAUCAUUUUCAAUGACAUUAGGGUUUUGCCGCCUUUAACAAUGAAAAAAGAGAGAGUGGUAAUAUGUGUUUCUUGGCGUGCAAGUUAGGUCUGCAGCGGCAACUUGAAGAGAAGCCAUCAAUGAAGGGCCUUUUGAAAGGCUUGAGAUACAUCGCUCGUAUCUUCGAAAAUGAGAAAGAGCCAGAAAUGCAGAUCGGGAAACCUACCGAUGUGAAACACGUCGCUCAUAUUGGAUGGGAAGGGCCCUCUUCCACCACCCCAAGCUGGAUGAACGAGUUUAAGGCUCCAGAGCUGAUGUCAGGUUCGACCAGAAAACCCGGAAACCAAACCGAGAGACAGAAGAAGGGACGGCGUAAACUGUCAACAGGCACAAGCAACUCGCCCGUGGAUUCUCCAUCGAGGGUCGGGCCGACAAAGCAAUCAAAGCGCAACAAUGGAGGAAAACAUCGAGAUCAGAGCACAGGUUCGGGCUCAGGCCUAGACUUACCUUCUCAAACCGAACAUUCUACAGCCUCAAAGCAUACCACACAAAAGAAGUCAAAGGGGUCAUCGGGUCGGGGAAGCGAAGCCGUGCCUGUCGAACGUGCAAGAACAGCACAUGAAAAAGAUAUUCCAGUGAGGGGUGUUUGCCCUUUCACGGGUCUCGGCACUUCGACAGGACGAUAAAAAAAGACGAAAGAACACGAGGUUUAACCUUUUAGACCAUUAGGGAGUCUUCUGGAGUGACACUGCAAUUCUUUGCCCGCUUCUCAUGAUGUAAACUCUUGCUUUUGCAUAUACUGAUAAUGCCGCCACAUCGACAUCUUCAUGGCAUGAGGAGAGACCACUCUGCUGAAUGUUGAGCCAUAACAACAAAAACAUGCUCCCUUACCUGCUGUAUAGUCGGUUCAUUCUAAGAUUUCUCGAGCUCGGGCAUGCUUUUGUAACGAGUUUCUUGGGAUUUGGUUGUCGAAAAAUAUAAGUCGGGCUCGAUAUAUGCAAAAUAUUGUUCUUUUCAA
Molecule: messenger RNA, 1176 nt
Organism: Tarenaya hassleriana
Lineage: Eukaryota; Viridiplantae; Streptophyta; Magnoliopsida; Brassicales; Cleomaceae
Product: CRIB domain-containing protein RIC5-like
Exons: 5
Coding region: 242-844 (200 amino acids)
Source: RefSeq, a predicted model, not a curated record